This is a messenger RNA of Suncus etruscus (white-toothed pygmy shrew), 2193 nucleotides long. RefSeq names its product disintegrin and metalloproteinase domain-containing protein 20-like. Gene Ontology annotation, biological process: proteolysis; male gonad development. Gene Ontology annotation, molecular function: metalloendopeptidase activity. The transcript has a single exon. The record is from RefSeq and is a predicted model, not a curated record. Gene Ontology annotation, cellular component: sperm head plasma membrane; external side of plasma membrane; plasma membrane. Bases 1 to 2193 code for a protein of 730 amino acids. Lineage: Eukaryota; Metazoa; Chordata; Mammalia; Eulipotyphla; Soricidae.
AUGCAGCUGCUGCUGCUCUGGCUAAAGGUGCUAAUUUUUCACAGUGGAUGUUCACAAGUUAUAGACUCUCAAGAGAAAGGUAGACCAGAAGUAAUGAUACCCUUGAAGAUAACAGACUCUGACAGUAGCAUGAAGUCUUCAGAGUGGGUCUCUUACAGCAUGAAGCUUGAUGGCCUUAGAGAAGUUGUCCACAUAAAAGUCAUUAAACAUUUGUUGGCCAGGAAUAUGCCAGUGUUCACCUACACUGAUCAGGGUACUCUCCAUCAGGAACAUCCUUUCAUCCAGAGCAACUGCUAUUAUUAUGGCUAUCUGGAAGGGGACCCAUUCUCCCAUGUUUCCCUCGAUACCUGUUUUGGGGGAUUUCAAGGAAUUUUACAGAAAAGCAACACUGUUUAUAAAAUCGAGCCAAACUUAAAUUCAACCACAUUUGAACAUCUGGUAUAUAAGCUAGUCAGUGAGAAAAAAGAGUUUCAAGCCAGGAGAUUUGGAUUAACAGAUGAAGAAUCUCAAUGGGAAUUCAAGAUUAAAAGUAAUGACCAGUUAAUCCCUUCUGAGCAGAGUGAAGGUAUGGGCUGGUGGACCCACAAACGAUAUCUUAAAUUAGCACUUAUAGUUGGUCAUUUAUUGUAUCAUGAUUAUAAAUCUAAUGUCACUUUGACACUUUCUUCAGUAGUGUCUUUACUCAGCAGGGUAAAUAAAAAUUAUGUCCAAUUGGAUUUAGCACUCAUUUUAAUGGGACUUGAAAUCUGGACUGAUAAGCGUCAUUUCUUUUAUAGCCGAGAGAGAGAGACAAUUAUAUAUUUUUUUGAACAUUGGAAGUUAAUGACUUUGAACAUACGUAUCACACAUAAUGUUGCAAUAUUGCUUUGCCAUAUAGAGAAUCAGUCAUUUGAUUACUAUGCUGUUUCAAACAUUGCAUGUGAACCUAGUUAUAAUGUGGCUAUAGUUCAGAUCAGGAAAGAGAACAGCAUCGAUCAUUCUGCAUUUAUGUUCACAAGAGCAGUUGGUCUUUGCCUUGGUAUUAAUUUAGAUAAUGAGACCUGCGUAUGUGGGCUCUUGGGCGAUUGGUGUAUUAUGAAUAAAGGAAACAUAUUUUCAGUUUUGUUCAGUAACUGCAGCUACAGUGAUUAUUAUAACACAGAUCUACGUUGUCUUUCAAGUCCACCACCAACAGAGGAAAUUAAAGGACUGAUACGCUGUGGGAAUAGUAAGCUUGAAGAAGGAGAAGAUUGUGACUGUGGCACCAUUAGUUCUUGUGCAAAUGAUCCAUGUUGUGAGGCAAAUUGCAAACUGGCACUGGGGGCUUUUUGUGCUUAUGGGCAUUGUUGCAAGAAAUGCAAGUUUUUGCCAGCAGGUACAUUGUGUAGAGAAGUGGAAAGUGAAUGCGAUCUUCCAGAGUGGUGCAAUGGAACCUACCAUGAGUGCCCUGAAGAUGUUUAUGUGCAGGGUGGAAUCUCGUGCAAAGGCGGUGGAUUUUGUUAUGGAAAGAGAUGCAAAAACCGUGAAGAACAGUGCAGAGGCAUUUUUGGAAACCAAGCUAAGAGUGCAAGUCUUACUUGCUACGUAGACGUCAAUAAUCGAGGUGACCGUUUUGGUAAUUGUGGUUAUAAUGCUACUUUAUAUAAACCAUGCCCUAUUAAGGAUUCUUUGUGUGGAAGGAUUCAGUGUGAGAAUAUAGAGACAAUUUCUAUUCUGCAAGAUCACAUUACCCUUAUUUCAACUAAUAUUAAUGGUCGCCAUUGCUGGGGUGUUGACUACCAUUAUGGGGCAUACACACCUGAUGUUGGUGAAGUUGAAGAAGGUACUGAAUGUGGAGAAAAUCACGUUUGUGUUGAAAAACAAUGUAUCCAUACAUCAUACUUCACAAAACGUUGUGAUCCUCUGAAAUGCAAUCUCCGUGGAAUCUGCAACAAUCGACAUCACUGCCACUGCAAUCCUGCUUGGGGGCCACCCUAUUGCUAUGAAAUGGGUAUGGGGGGAAGUAUUGACAGUGGCCCACCACCUGCAAGUUAUUUUUCUGAGGCUCAAAACUCAUCUCUGUUUGAAGUUUUACCCACUAAUUUUGAUCUUCUUCUGCAAUUGCGUGUAAUCAUUUUUUUACUGGUUUUCAUUGUUCUAGUGAUAAAAGCAAUUAUCCGUAGAGGAGAUUAUUUCAGCAUUUUCUGUAGAAGAAAUGUUCAAUCACAAUCCUAG